UGAUCAAACUUGCAUGGAUUUUUCCUGCUAUUUUUACAGCGAAUGUGGUUUUUCUAGAACGUUUCAAAUUAAGACACGUACCAGUAAGACAUGUGACAGAGCCAGGUGACUGUGUGUAACAGGAACUGUAAGUGUAAAUGAGAGACAGAACUGAUUGCAUUUCUAAUAUCGGCUUCUAAAGUCAUUUAUAAAGACUUUAUUCGGUUCCCAACAAAAGCACAAACACCAAACAGAACACGAUCAUUGUUAAGAACCUAAUUGUUAAAUCCGAUAUUAUUUGGACAGAAAAGCUUCAUUUUGAUUGCUGAGCUGCAUCGAAGUUGUUGUAAACGACACUUUAAGCAUGUUUUCCAGGAAUGGAUGUAAACUUGGAUACUGAAGAUUUCUUCUUUAUUGUUGUGUGGAGUUACCUGAUCCAACAUGUACUUAUCAGUUCAGUGGAAAUCACAUGUGAAUACCAGCUGAUGUGAAUCAUCGGUUCCAGAUACAGGUAAGUGAAAAAAGUGGAACAUGUUCAAGUGAAACACAACCUUAAUUCGUUCCUUCCGUGAUGGAUUUUCCAUCAUGUGUCUUUGAAUGAAUCAUUCCUAGGUACACCUUGAUACACAACUCAAUUAUUUCUAUCUCUUUUGUCUAGUUAACUGAUUGGUUUUCUUUAGAACUUGUUCCUUAAAAGAAAGCAGCAGGGACGAGAGCAUCUAUACUGUCAUUCAUUUGAAUUUAUUAGACAUCACUAAUGAAUAUUUGGAUAUUCUUGGAUAUGUUGUUUUAUAAAGGAUAUCGUUAGAAUUGCAGUGUUCUUGUUUAUUUUCCUGCUAAAAUGAGCACAAUUAGUACAUAAAAAGACAUAAACGUGGUUACAGACGUCUGUACUGUGAGCAGGACGAAGCCCCACCUCUACAGCAUAAAAGCUCAGGACGGUGUUAUAUCACUACACACAGCCUUCUUUCACGGUCACAAUCGAAUUGGACGGAUGAAUCAUGGCAACGGUUUUACAGAGCAGAACGACAUCUGAAAACGAUUCUGCUAAUGACACCAUACUAGAUGAGUACUUAUUCUGCAACACCAACAUAAAGGCCUUCAGCCGAGUCUUCCUCCCUACACUCUACAGCAUCGUCUUCAUCGUGGGGUUCAUCGGCAACUGCCUGGUUGUUUGUGUCCUGGUCAAGUUCCACAAAAAGUCCAACAUGUCAGAUGUGUGUCUCUUCAAUCUGGUGCUUUCAGACCUCCUCUUCCUUCUCUCAUUACCUUUCUGGGCUCACUACGCCCUCACCAGUCAGUGGAUCUUCGGGAGCUUCAUGUGCUGUACAGUGAUGGCGUUCUACACGCUGGGAUUCUAUGGAAGCAUCUUCUUCAUGAUCCUCAUGACCAUUGAGCGCUACAGUGUCAUUGUCCACACCCAGACCUCCCUGUUCUCUAAGCACCGGUCUGUCAGAGCUAGCAUAGCCCUGGUUUUGUUUAUGUGGACACUUAGCCUGGGAGCUUCUCUGCCCACCGUCAUUUGGGCACAAGUGAACAAUAAAUCAGACCUAUGGACUUGCAAAGAGGAAUAUCCAAAAGGAACAAAGUGGAAGUCUUUCUCUUACAUGGAGUUGAACAUCCUUGUCUUAAUUAUUCCUCUGUCAGUGAUGUUGUUCUGCUACUCGCGCAUCAUCCCUAUCUUAAUGACCAUGAAGUCUCAGAAGAAACACAGAGCUGUCAGGCUCAUGCUGGUCUUGGUCAGUGUUUUCUUCCUCUUCUGGACACCUUACAACAUCGUCAUCUUCCUGAAGUUCCUGCAGUAUCUGGGUUACAUGCACACUUGUGAGUGGGAUCAAGACCUGAACAUGGCUAUGCAGUGGGUGGAAACCAUAGCGUUCUGUCACUGCUGCAUCAACCCCAUCAUCUACGCCUUUGUGGGGCAGAGAUUCAGGAAGUUAUUUCUAAGAAUCCUUAAAGAGUGGUUUCCUCUUUGCUUUGGUCGCUUUAGAACAACUGAAAGUGAGUUCUCAAUGAGGACGAACAAUACUGUACGUCCUCCAGAUAUUCAGUGACUUCCAGAACAAAGUCAAAAUCAAAACUGUAAACUCUUUUGAACAGGAAAAACAAAACAACAAACAAACUAUGCAUAAAAAUAUUACUCAGGCCAUGUUACAGUAUGUUGGCAUUAUAGUUUAAAUGUUAUUUACAUUGGGAUAAAAAUUCUGCAUUAUACAAUAUAAGCACAUCCUUUGCCUGUGACUCUAAAAUCUCUUCAUUUACACCUUCUGUAUAUUGUGUAUUUGUACAGUGUUGUUUUUUCAUCUGCUCCCUGUUCCGAGUUGCCACAGCGGAUCAUCUGGUUCGCAUAUAUGAUUAGCCACAGGUUUUACACCGGAUCACUUCUAGCACCGUAUCUCAUUACAGUCCGUCAAUUAGAUAACUAUCAUCAUUCAAACUAUUUUCUUUCAAUUCUAGAGUAUUAAUCUAUCCUAGUUCUAGAGGGUUGUGUUAGGAAGGGCAUCUGGACUAACACCUGUGCCAAAAUUAAUAUAUUCAUGGCUUUGUAACCGUGUUAUUCUUCAAUUCAGUCGUGGAGAUCCAACGAAUGCACGCAUUUGAAAUAAAUUGAAUUCAAUCAGG
Molecule: messenger RNA, 2601 nt
Organism: Tachysurus vachellii
Lineage: Eukaryota; Metazoa; Chordata; Actinopteri; Siluriformes; Bagridae
Product: C-C chemokine receptor type 4-like
Exons: 2
Coding region: 981-2033 (350 amino acids)
Biological process (GO): immune response; chemotaxis; G protein-coupled receptor signaling pathway
Cellular component (GO): membrane
Molecular function (GO): chemokine receptor activity
Source: RefSeq, a predicted model, not a curated record